UGUGUUUUCCAAAGAUACUAGAGUAUUUUCUGUAGAGGUGGCAGCUAGCUGCUCGUUUUGCCCGCAGUUGCCAGAAGCUCAGUCGCUCCGGACUCGAGUUUGACCGCGGCCCCGGUGAAGCUGCGAGACCCAGACUCCGGCCCCUGUAACCCACCGACCCUGGAUCAUCGCGGGGGGACCUUGCCGGCUGAGAACACGACUUGAGGGGCGAGAGCAGCCCGCUGUGGGCUGGGUUGGGCUGCAUAAACGAUGUGCGAUCUGGAAUCCGUUAAGGAACCCGUGGAUUUCAGUGAAGAGCAUGGCAGAGGAAGAUGGUAGAAGCGUAUGAUUCCAGUGCCCAGGAUGCAAAUAUGGAUGGAGAAUGCCAACUUGGGUCCAAGCAGCAAAUGCCAUGCAUUUCCGCUCACUCAUUUACAAAGGUGUUGAAGUUUCACCGUGAAGUCUUGGUGGGACGUAUCACAAACACAGAGUGCGUGCUGAACAACCUGCUGAAACACAAGUACAUUUCACUCGAGGAAGCCGAGCUGUCACAGCAGCAGCCAACACAAGCAGCCAAGGUUCGACAAAUAUUGGAUCUAGUUCAGAGCAAGGGAGAAGAAACGGCAGAAUAUUUCUUACACAUUUUAUACCAAGCCAAUGAGAUUUACCCAGACCUAGCCCCAUGGCUAAAGGAAAUACAGUAUCAGCCGUCAGAACACAUACAGGCAAAAUCAGUCAUUAUUACGGACAAUGUCUUGCAGUACAUUCAGAAAAUCAGACAGGAUCUACGGCAAGACACAAGGUUUGUCACCUCAUAUGUCAGGAAGGAAGAUAUCUUAUUGGAUGAUACAUACACUGAUACUGUUAUGGAGGUAAUCAACGCAGUCAAUGAAAUUAAAGGGACCAUCACCGACUUGGAGGAUCUGUUCAGUGACGCUGAAAUCAUUAAUGAAGAUGCCAAAACCGUGUUUGUAACAGGUGACGCUGGAGUGGGAAAGACCAUUCUCCUCCAGAGAGUUCAGAACCUGUGGUCAAAGGGAGAGCUCCGUGCCGAUAUCAAGUUCUUCUUCAAGUUUAGAUGCAGAAUGUUCAACAGCUUCAAGGAGGAGGAUAAAAUCUCUCUGCGAGAUCUUCUGUUCAAGUACAACUGUUACCCUGAUAAAGACGCCGAUGAGAUAUUCAGUUACAUCCGACAGCAUCCGGCCACCGUUCUCUUCACACUGGACGGAUUCGAUGAACUUCACGUGGAUGACGACCUUAACGAUAUUCCUGAUAUCUCAUCGCCCUUCGAGCCCACACACCCUGUGGCCCUGUUGUUGAACCUUCUCCGCGGAAAACUGUUGAAGGGCUCCAUGAAAUUGUUGACAGCGAGGACAGGCACAGACUUGCCUUUGAGGAUGGUGAGAAAGAGAGUGGCACUGAAGGGCUUUUCCAAGGAACAUUUGCGGGGUUAUUUGAAGAAAUGUUUCAAAAACAAGGCCGAUCAAAGUCUAGUUGUGACCCAGCUGGAGGCCAACCCUCACCUGUGCAGUCUGUGUUCAGUGCCUUUGUUUUGUUGGAUUAUAGUUAAAUGCUACGAACAUUUCCAGUCCACAAGCAGCCCCCAGCGGCUCUUGGAUCACAUCACGUUAACCGACAUUUACCUGUUGAUGUUGGAGGUAUUCUUGAAUCAUUCUAUCAAGCGGGGACUAAACAAGCAAAGCAACAGUCAAAAGGAGACUUUCAAAGCAAAGAAAUGUGUGCUGAUGCGUUUGGGGAAAUUAGCAAGGAGAGGAAUUGAAAACAACAACUUCAUCUUCAGUCAGGAACAAAUGACCGAGGCCAACAUCUCUGAAGAAGAUUUGAAAUUGGGUUUCAUCAAAACUGCGUGCCAUUACGACGGAUGUGGGAACCAGUCCACAUACGAGUUUCUUCAUUUAACCCUACAGUCAUUUUUCACCGCUUUUGUCUUGGUUGUAGACGAGGAUAUCAGUGCCAGAGAAGCCAUUAAGUUUUUUGCCAAAUGUGACCGUCACAUGAAAGUCGAUUCUCUUUUGUUACGUUGCGUAGGGUAUAAUAUGAAUCACAGAAAGGAAACAUUUGAAACAAAUGAGCACCUGCAGUUCACCACUCUUUUCCUUUGUGGCCUCUUGUCCAAAGCUAAAAGGGACUUGUUCAAACAUUUGUCCUCCACGGGCGGUGUCCAAAGGAAGCGCUCGGCACUUAAGACCUACCUUGCCGAUCGCGUAAAGACACACUUAAAAAAUCUCCCUUCAUCGCCGUACCAAGGCUUUUGCAGAGUGCAAGUUUUGCCCCAGUUUAUAUGGCUGGCGCGCUACAUUUUUGAAACGCAGAGCGAAGCGGUGGCCAAUCUCGCAGCAAGAGGGAUUUGCGCUGAUUAUAUCAAACUCACGUUCUGCAACGCCUUCUCUGCUGACUGCAGUGCGAUUGCAAACAUCCUGCGCCAUCGUAAAACGUCGAUUGCUCUUGAAAUGGACAACAAUAAUAUCAACGACUAUGGAGUGAAAGAACUAAUUCCUUGCUUCCAUAAUCUCACAGUGGUCAGGUUGAGUGUAAACCAAGUCACGGACGAUGGAGUUAAAGUGCUGGCUGAAGAGCUCACAAAAUACAAAAUUAUAAGAUUUCUUGGCCUGUAUUGGAAUCAGAUCACUGAUGUUGGUGCCCAGGAUGUUGCCCGUAUCGUUGAAGAAUGUCCAAGUCUUCAUACACUGAAAAUUGGGCUCAACAAACUAACAAGUGAAGGAGGGAAAUUAUUAGCACAAGCAAUUAAGAAAAACAAGGGAUUCAGAGACAUUGGAAUGUGGGGGAACCAGAUUGGAGAUGUGGGUGCUGUUGCUUUUGCUGAUGCGUUAAGGAAUCACCCUUCAAUACAGGAAAUCAGUUUGGCAGCCAAUGGCAUUUCCACAGUGGGUGGCAAAAGCUUGGCAGAAGCGCUGAAAGACAACAGUUCUCUGGAGAUAUUUUGGCUGACAGAAAAUCGGUUGACCGAUGAAGCAGCGUUCAUGUUUGCCGAAGCAGUCAGGGUAAACAAAAAACUGCUUCACUUAUGGCUGAUAAACAACAAAAUCACAGCGGUAGGAGCAAACUAUCUCCUGGAGGCACUCAAUGAAAAUACAAUAAUUCAAGAGAUAUGCCUUAACGGCAAUGCCAUAUCUGCUGAAGAAGCCAAAGCAUUUGGAAAUGAAAAACGGUUGAUACUGUGAAUGCCUUUUCACAUGUACUGGAUUAAUGUUCUGGAGGUUUCAAGCGAAAUGACACAGGAAAAUCUUCAAGUCAUUGGCAAUUUUUUUAGGAACUUUUGAAGUUUGUGGAUGCGUUCAUAACUCUAAAGAGACAGUGUUUUCUACUUUUCCCAAGGCUUCAUUGCAGAGGCAUGAAUAGACAUAUGAAGCUGCCAAUGGGUAUUCUUCAUCAAUCAGUGAAUCAUAUGGUACGUGCAUCUCUCAUUUUACAUGGAGGUUACGUGCUUGAAAAGCAAAAUGUAAUACAAAAAUUCCCAAAUUAAAUAUAUAUGUGACGAU
Messenger RNA from Leucoraja erinaceus (little skate), 3500 nucleotides. It is a transcript of the gene nod1, whose product is annotated as nucleotide-binding oligomerization domain containing 1. Lineage: Eukaryota; Metazoa; Chordata; Chondrichthyes; Rajiformes; Rajidae. The transcript is spliced from 12 exons. The record is from RefSeq and is a predicted model, not a curated record. Gene Ontology annotation, biological process: regulation of apoptotic process. The coding region runs from base 312 to 3182 and encodes 956 amino acids. Gene Ontology annotation, molecular function: protein binding.